CGCGCCGCGAUUCCGCCGUGCGGAUUUAAAAUAACCACGGCCGUAAACCGCCAUCGGGCUCGUGCACCAGGUUGUGAUACGCGUUGCGAGCCACGCAAAAGCAUCGCGGGAAACGCCGUUCUCUACGUGGGCUGUAAUGUUCGAGGAGUUCGUCGAGCGGUAAAUCCGGGGGUAAUCCGUCGUCGGUCGAGUGCUCUCGAGUGCAGCGGCAAAAAUGACGCACGCGUAACGGUGCGUACGUACACGCCGGCGUUUCGAUGCGAUUCGCAAGUCGUGUAACGACUUUUCUUCGUAACAACCGACUUGGUUGUGACUCGUUAUAGACACUGAAAAACCCCCGGCACUGCCGAGAUGUGCGAUCUGAUAGACCUCAACAGCCCGGACGUGAAGGGGCUGCCGGACGCGGCGAAAUUGGCAUCGCCUCUGAUACCGGUGCCGAAGACCACCGAGGCGACCGGCGGCGAGGCAAAUCCGUCAGCCAGCGAGAAGCGCGAGAGCGUGGGCAGCAAUCCGUUUGACAGAGUGUUGCACGAGACCACCGAGUACAUCAGUAAGAAGGGCGAUCCCUUCGAGGUAAUGUUCCAGCGAGCCCUCAAGUUCAAAGGUAGGAAGAACGCAGACCCGAGGAUGCAAUUGGUGGACUUUACGGAUGACUUCACCCCGAAGCGCAAAAAGAGAUACCUAAAGAUGAACAAAACAUUGGACGCCUUGGAUGAGUCUUUGUUGAGAGAUAAGCUAGAACUGUCCUGUAGGAAGCUUGCGACAGAAGUCAAGGAGGACUUCUGCAGUCAUAGUGCGAGAAACACUGACGUCGUUUGUAGCGAUAAUGUAACGGAGAAUGCGCCUAUUCUUAAGAACAAUCUUAAGAUAUUCGUUACAACUCCCGACUCGCUCGAGUUGUCAAUCUUAAAUCAGUCUGCGAUGAAUGAUACCUUGUUAGAACCGGCUUCCAAGACGAAGGAGGAUAACGAGAUAUCACCUUUUCUGGAAAGCGAUGCGUUGUUUAAAGAAUUACAUCUUCCUCCAAAUGCCAAUGUAAAGUCAAUAGAGUCUCGAUGUGCAUUAUCGCAAGGGGACAUGAGGUCACCAAUAAAAUUACCAUGUCUGAACAGGAGGUUACAGUCUGCAUCAUGUGACCAGAGAAGGGCCCUGCAAAGCGAGGGUAGCACCGUCUCAUCCUUGAACAGAGGCUUUCUAGACAGCAAGCAAAGCGAACAGUCUGUAUUUUCUAGUUUGUCAAACAUCUCGUCUGUAAAGCCAAAUUCCAUCUCAGUAUCAUCGUUAAUGUCAAAUGAUACUAUGAACGAUGCAUUCUUAAACAGUAACUCACUGAAAAAAAAUGUAGAGAAGACAAGUACGGCCGAAGAUUCUCAAGAAGUAAAAUUGAAGCAAUAUGAGUUAUCAGACCUAGCAGAGAAAUUCAAUAAGUUAAAAUGUACUAUGAAUGGGACAAAUAGCAUCUCGAGUGUAAUGGAUGACUCUAAUUCUCUAAAAGAAGGCAAUAACAAGCAAAUCGCAAAUGAUAAACCGAUAGAUGUCGAUGUAUUCGUACUAGAAAAUUCCAAUAAAGAGCAUAAUAAGAGCUCAGUUUCUACUGAUUCUUCGGAUUCCGUAUUCACUGAUACUAGCAAACUCGACAAGUCCAUAAUGAAUGAGGCUAAAACUCUUGCAAGAACUUUCGAGGAAUUAGCAUUAAAAUCAGAUUCUGGAUCUAGUGCAGAUAGUGAUGAUUUAAUUUCGAAUAAUACUCUGUGGAUGUCAGAUUUAUUACCAGCGUUUGAGGAUGAACCUGUAGUACAUAAUUUAAUAGAAUUACCUGUUUCUCCAGAAAAAAAUUCAAAAGACGCUAUAAAAGAUGAUAAACAACAUAUUUCUACAAGUAUGAAUAACGCGAAGGAGAAUUCUUUGAAAGGAAUAGUGUCGCAAUUCACUGACUGUGUUCCUACCGUAAAACAGACUAUUGUGACCUCGUUACUCUCGGAUCUAAAGAAAUUACUUAAAGCAGAAAAUAAUACGGAAGUUAACAAAUUAGUUGAUGAUCUGGAGAUUGCUCUGGGCGCUAAAAAUAAUACAGAAUUAUUAAUAACAUGUCUCAAUAUAUCGAACGAAUUGCAAAGUCCACGGAAAUCGAGUAGCGCUGAGAGUUCCGAAAAGACGAGUGUAGAUAAAGGCAAGGAUGAGAGUGGAAAAAUAUCAUCCGAAGGAGAAGUAUGCAACGGUGAAAAAUCGUUAUCAGAUAUAACUCACAAAUUGGAAAAUACAUCGCAAGCUGCCGUUGCUGCCAGCGAUAACGAUGUCUCGGCGCAAACUUCACCUUGCAAAGAUAAUAGCAGAAAUCUCAACGAUACGAAUGCACCCAAAGUAGCAGUAAAUACCAGUUACAUCGAGCAGCAGAAUAAUCAGCUGGAUGAAAAGCUAGCGGUAGAGCUGUUGAUGAAUCUUCGAAAAUUGUUGCGUGGUCAGGCCGACGAUGCUGCGACGAUACAGAUACUUAAAAAUAUAGGGAAAGCAUUGAAUAUUGCGUCAAAUAUUUGUAAAUUGGAGAACGAGCAGCGGAUGAACUGCGAUAGAAAGCGUAACAUCCAGCAAACUACACCCGUAAAAGAUGUAGGGUCCGAUCGUGUUGCACAUUUGGCAAAUGCAACGCAUAGACGAAGUUUCGAUUCCAAAUCUAAAAGGACGUUUGAGAAAUCCGGUAGGAGAAGCGCACCUGUGAUUGAGUCACCGACUAGCAACAUGCCAGGCAUUCGACAUAAAUAUACGGGUAUAUCCGAAGUAGAAAAUCGCAAGAAGCGUUCCUCGAGUGAUUCCGAAUUCAUUAGCUUGGCAAAUAAAAAAGUCGUGAUUCCAGAAACGGCUAAGACAAAAGUGGAGACUACAGAGUACGAUGUCAAGAAGGAGAAACCCAUUGCUAUAGGCGACGUUAAAAAUAGACUAAAGAAAAGAUCGAGCGUAAUUAAUAAAAAAGGUCCCAUGAAAGCGUUACAUCCUGUAAACAAUGUACAAAAAAGAGCGUCACUCGGGAAACGAGCGGCACCGUCUUCCAGUACCGUCACGCCACCGAAAUCUGACAAAGUCGCUGCUUUCGGCAGCAAAAUAAUCAGUAGCACUCCCAAUUCCGUAGACAGUAACCACUGCAUGCUUAGGAAGCCCGCGAGGUCCAACCCAGUGGCCUCGUCCACGCCGAACGGUCAGAACGGUAAGGCAUCGAGUGCGCAGGUAACAUCCGCUAAUAAAAACCGCAACUUCUCUUGCGAGAUUUCGCCGGUAACUACGUACGCAAAUCCAACCGGGAACGAUGAACGAAAGGACAGUCCUAAGAGAUCGUGUUCCAAGCUACCGACUCCGAAGAAAAGUGCGACACCAAAACGUCAGGAAACAGACGUACCUCGUACUUCCAGGUACUCGACACCACCAAGACACAAUUCGUCGUUCAACGUAAACCAUCAGCGUUCCUUACCGGAAUCACCGCAACGUUUGAAUAGAAGUCUGGCGACUUCCCAACGUUACUCCCCCGUUUAUCGAAGAAAGAGCAACGAAAAGGUGGGGCAGAGCCCGCUGAAGGAAAAUAAUAGAGUUAUUGCUAAAGUAAAGCCUCUCAAGCUGAUCUCCAAACUGAAGCGGCACAGCAACGGUGAUUUCGCCGAAAAAGAGAACAAUUGCGCUUAGAGUGGAGCAAAGACGGGAAUGAUUGCGCUUGAUAUUGAUCGUGUGUCAGAAUUAGUUUUAUAUGUAGGAUCAUAAGGAACGCGGUUUUUUAUAUUUGUGAUAUAUUUGUUUUAUAAUAAAAUAAGCCCACGAUACGUAGGAAUAUGUCAUACGCAAAUGUCACGUGUACAUGUUAAUCUCAUUGCGCGUUACGAGGAUUUGUCUAACAAUAACGCUUUUAAAAUUUUAAAAACUUGGACUUUCGAGUCCGUGCGAGAGUCGAUUCGAAUUGGAAUCGCUCAUGUAAAUUGAGAUAUAAUUCCGACUGAUCAAGGAUUGUCAGUUUUCAAAUUGCCGCUCGGGGCAUGCGAUCGUAUCGCUCAUCGAUAAAUCUCACUCUAGAGAGAGAUAGAAAGAAUAAUAGAGUAAGACGAAUCGCAAAGUGCUCUUAAAUUAUUGUAAUGUGAAAACGAUAGUUAGUCAUGUACAAAAAAUAAAUAAUUGAGAUCCGGUUUCCA
Molecule: messenger RNA, 4166 nt
Organism: Ooceraea biroi (clonal raider ant)
Lineage: Eukaryota; Metazoa; Arthropoda; Insecta; Hymenoptera; Formicidae
Source: RefSeq, a predicted model, not a curated record